GAAGAAGAAGUAACAAAUUGGUGAAGUCAGAAGUUGAAUCGAAGAAGAAUUAACGAUGACGGCGACGGCGACGAACAAGCAGGUGACAUUGAAAGACUACGUUAGUGGUUUCCCUAAGGAAUCCGAUUUCGAUUUCACCACCACCACCGUCGAACUAAGGGUUCCGGAAGGUUCUAACUCGGUUCUAGUGAAGAAUCUCUACUUGUCAUGCGAUCCUUACAUGAGGAUUCGCAUGGGGAAACCUGAUCCUUCCACUGCUGCUCUUGCUCAAGCUUACACUCCCGGCCAGCCAAUCCAAGGGUAUGUAGUGUCCAGAGUGAUAGAAUCUGGACAUCCAGAUUACAAAAAAGGAGACUUACUCUGGGGUAUGGUUGCAUGGGAGGAGUACUCUGUUAUCACUCCAACACCUCACGUGCAUUUCAAGAUCCAGCAUACCGAUGUUCCAUUAUCUUACUACACUGGACUUCUCGGUAUGCCCGGUAUGACCGCCUAUGCUGGGUUUUAUGAAGUUUGUUCUCCAAAGAAAGGAGAGACAGUUUAUGUGUCAGCUGCAUCUGGUGCGGUUGGUCAGCUUGUGGGGCAAUUUGCUAAGAUGUUGGGCUGCUAUGUUGUUGGAAGCGCUGGUAGCAAAGAAAAGGUUGAUCUCCUCAAGACCAAGUUUGGGUUUGAUGAUGCAUUUAACUACAAGGAAGAAACUGACCUUACUGCUGCCCUCAAAAGGUGUUUCCCUAAUGGCAUUGACAUAUACUUUGAGAAUGUAGGAGGCAAAAUGCUAGACGCAGUGCUUGUAAACAUGAACCCACACGGGCGUAUCCCAGUGUGUGGAAUGAUCUCACAGUACAAUCUUGAGAACCAGGAAGGUGUACACAACCUAUCCAACAUAAUCUACAAACGAAUCCGCAUUCAAGGCUUUGUAGUUUCUGAUUUCUAUGACAAAUACUCAAAGUUCUUGGAGUUUGUGCUUCCGCACAUUAGAGAAGGGAAGAUAACGUACGUGGAAGAUGUAGCUGAUGGGCUCGAGAAAGCUCCUGAAGCUCUCGUUGGACUCUUCCAUGGUAAGAAUGUUGGGAAACAAGUUGUUGUUGUUGCUCGUGAGUGAAACAAUGUUUGAUACUUGUACUUAUCCAACAGGAGUUUGUGUGGGUGGUUUAUGUUUUAUGGAUAAAAAUAAUGUUUGUUAUGGUUUCGAAUCAAAUAGAUAUAAAAUUCGGUUUUGGUUCAUCUUUGCGUUUGGAUUUGCUCUUUAAAAAUAAAUCAAGAUACAGUUA
Molecule: messenger RNA, 1268 nt
Organism: Arabidopsis arenosa
Lineage: Eukaryota; Viridiplantae; Streptophyta; Magnoliopsida; Brassicales; Brassicaceae
Source: the annotation of a GenBank genome assembly